This is a messenger RNA of Culex quinquefasciatus (southern house mosquito), 819 nucleotides long. RefSeq lists its product as uncharacterized. Bases 153 to 569 code for a protein of 138 amino acids. The record is from RefSeq and is a predicted model, not a curated record. The transcript is spliced from 2 exons. Lineage: Eukaryota; Metazoa; Arthropoda; Insecta; Diptera; Culicidae.
AGGGUGAAAAGGAACUGGUACCGCAAAAUGGCGGUUUUUUCUCUCGUCGUCGUCGUCGCUCGUUGUUCGUGUCUCGUUCGUUCUCGUUCGUCUCGUCGUUUUGUCAGCGUCGCGGCAACGUCGCGCCGUUGCGCGUUAGAAAGUGUGCAGUGAUGCUAGUUGUAAGUUUUUCAAUCGAAGCAAUCUGGUUGCUAAGUGUUGCCAAUAAAUCUGACACUUCCAGCAACCAACAUACUCCCCCGGGCUGGGAAGAAGUUUCCAGCCAAACUAGUUACUUGCGCAGGAACGGGUUACAAAUGGCCAAACCUACGUUGACCGGAAAUUGGGGCUGCAGUUCACCGUGUACGGAACCUUGUCCAGCAAUGACCCAACCAAGCAAUCGGAAGAACAUCGUGACUCCCAGGAGCAUAUCGAUUCGGUUCGGCUUGUGGAAAUCCGGGUCUGCCAGCUGGGUACCAAUGGGUAUUGGCCACUCCGUGAUGUCAACCGGCGAAGACGGCACCGUUCCGGUCACUUUCGGAACGACGAAACACUGUGCGUUUGCGGUAAAGUUGCUGACCCGUGACUGAAGCUGAACAAUUACGGACUCCUUGGCGUAGGUCUUAACAUCCCCGAUGCCGCAGAUGGGAACGUUUGAAGCCGUUUUUGGCAACUUCAGUCGAGCUGCCAUGGAUUUUGAAAUAAAGUUUACCUGUGAUCCGCUGUCCAUAAGGAUGCGACACGGCACAGGUUGGUUCUCGUUGUCACGCAAAGUGACCAGUGCUGUGGGCAACAUGGCGUUGACCAUCGGUGCUUUGUGACAGGAUGGUGAGGGUUGCG